AUGAUUCACUUCGUGCUGCUCAUCAGUCGGCAGGGGAAAACGAGACUAGCGAAAUGGUACAUCCCAUUGUCGCAAAAGGAGAAGGCGAAAAUAAUUCGGGAGACGUCCCAGAUUACCCUGAACAGGACGCCCAAACUCUGCAACUUUGUCGAGUGGAGGGAAUACAAGCUCGUGUUUAAAAGAUACGCCAGCCUCUUCUUCAUCGCGUGCAUCGACAAAGGAGACAACGAACUAAUUACGCUGGAAAUCAUCCAUCACUAUGUAGAAAUUUUGGACAAGUACUUUGGCAAUGUGUGUGAGUUGGAUUUAAUAUUUAACUUUCACAAGGCGUACUAUCUGCUGGACGAGAUCCUAGUGACAGGGGAACUGCAAGAGAGCAGCAAGAAGAACAUCCUGAGAGUGGUCUCCGCGCAGGACUCCCUGAUGGAGGAAAGCAAGAGUAGCAAGAAGUUGGGAUCGCUCAUUUGA
Plasmodium inui San Antonio 1 is the source of this 468-nucleotide messenger RNA. RefSeq names its product AP-1 complex subunit sigma-1. Bases 1 to 468 code for a protein of 155 amino acids. Gene Ontology annotation, molecular function: clathrin-cargo adaptor activity. Gene Ontology annotation, cellular component: intracellular membrane-bounded organelle; AP-1 adaptor complex. The transcript is spliced from 2 exons. Lineage: Eukaryota; Apicomplexa; Aconoidasida; Haemosporida; Plasmodiidae. Gene Ontology annotation, biological process: vesicle-mediated transport; protein transport. The record is from RefSeq and is a predicted model, not a curated record.